Oncorhynchus gorbuscha (pink salmon) is the source of this 3995-nucleotide messenger RNA. Its product is annotated as serine/threonine-protein phosphatase 2A 55 kDa regulatory subunit B alpha isoform. Gene Ontology annotation, molecular function: protein phosphatase regulator activity; protein binding. Lineage: Eukaryota; Metazoa; Chordata; Actinopteri; Salmoniformes; Salmonidae. Gene Ontology annotation, biological process: peptidyl-serine dephosphorylation. The transcript is spliced from 10 exons. The record is from RefSeq and is a predicted model, not a curated record. The coding region runs from base 332 to 1675 and encodes 447 amino acids. Gene Ontology annotation, cellular component: cytosol; protein phosphatase type 2A complex.
CUGUCUCUCACUGACGUCAAUGCAGGACUAGGUUGCGCCAUUUUGAAAGUACAACAGGGAGGGGGAAAUUUUGCAAGCAAGCAGCCAGCUAAACAAGAGGCUUUGCAAGGUGUUCCAAGGGAGAGUUGCUGUUUGUCAAAGCACUGCUAAGCAAGAUAAGUGACAUGAGAAGUUGAAGAAUAGUAGGGGGAAAGCCACACACUCUGUAGCUUUACGAUUCACCUGUACUCAUCGAGAUUCUGCUUGUACACACCCUAGCACGGUAAACUGGAAAGAUAAGCAAGGGCCCCAACCAAGGCAAGCCCUCCUCGACAGAGAUUCCCUCUCCACCAUGGCAGGAGCUGGCGGCGGAGGCAAUGAUGUGCAGUGGUGUUUCUCUCAAGUCAAAGGAGCGAUUGAUGACGAUGUGGCUGAAGCUGACAUCAUAUCCACUGUGGAAUUCAACCACUCUGGGGAGCUACUAGCCACUGGGGACAAGGGGGGCCGCGUUGUGAUCUUUCAGCAGGAGCUAGAGAGCAAGAACCAGCCACAGUGCCGUGGGGAGUACAAUGUUUACAGCACCUUCCAGAGCCACGAGCCCGAGUUCGACUACCUGAAGAGCCUUGAGAUCGAGGAGAAGAUCAACAAGAUCCGGUGGCUGCCUCAGAAGAACGCUGCACAGUUCCUCUUGUCCACAAAUGAUAAAACUAUAAAGCUGUGGAAAAUCAGUGAACGGGACAAGCGACCAGAGGGGUACAACCUCAAGGAAGAGGAUGGGCGCUACAGAGACCCCACUACCGUCACAACACUACGGGUCCCAGUGUUUCAGCCGAUGGACCUGAUGGUUGAGGCCAGCCCCAGGCGAGUGUUUGCUAAUGCACACACCUACCACAUCAACUCCAUCUCGGUCAACAGUGACUGUGAGACCUACUUGUCUGCUGAUGACCUUCGCAUCAAUCUCUGGAACCUAGAGAUCACUGACCGCAGCUUUAACAUUGUGGACAUCAAGCCAGUCAACAUGGAGGAGCUGACAGAGGUGAUUACAGCAGCAGAGUUCCAUCCAAACCAGUGCAACACAUUUGUCUACAGUAGCAGCAAGGGCACCAUCCGCCUCUGUGACAUGAGAGCAUCAGCUCUCUGUGACCAGCACUCCAAACUGUUUGAAGAGCCUGAAGAUCCAAGCAAUCGUUCAUUCUUCUCUGAGAUUAUCUCUUCCAUCUCUGAUGUCAAGUUCAGCCACAGUGGGCGCUACAUGAUGACCCGGGACUACCUGUCCGUCAAAAUCUGGGACCUCAACAUGGAGUCCCGUCCAGUAGAGACUUAUCAGGUCCAUGAAUACCUCAGGAGUAAACUGUGCUCACUCUAUGAGAACGACUGCAUCUUUGAUAAGUUUGAGUGCUGCUGGAAUGGAAACGACAGUGUUGUGAUGACGGGCUCAUACAACAACUUCUUCAGGAUGUUUGACCGAGGAUACCGGCAGGAUGUGACUCUGGAGGCGUCUCGGGAAAGCAGUAAGCCUCGUUCUGUGCUCAAGCCCCGCAAGGUGUGCACAGGUGGGAAGCGCAAGAAGGACGAGAUCAGUGUAGACAGCCUGGACUUUAACAAGAAGAUCCUCCAUACGGCCUGGCACCCUCAGGACAACAUCAUCGCCGUGGCCACCACUAACAACCUCUAUAUAUUUCAGGACAAACUGUAACAAAUAUUUAAUGAACCCUUCAUAUCCCAGAUCCCACUUUAGCCUCGCUACUCUGGUCCCCAACAUCUCAACUGGAGAAGUGCAGCAAAACACCUCUGUUUUGAUGGCUUUCUUAGUCUUAUUUCCUGUUCAGGGGGCUCCAACAGUACCACACUUCUUCUGCCACAUUGCAACUGUUGUCCACUACAUCCCAAAGGGAACACUUUUUUAACACUAGUCUUUGAGAUAUUGAUAUGUUGCUAAUUUAACGGUUUUGGUGCCACAAGCAUUUUUUAUAUAUACAAGCAGUUUUUUCUUUUGAUAGGAAGUUGUUCCCUCCAUCGUUGACACAGAUCACAACAUUGCUAUUCUUCACUGACCAAAUUGACAAGCUGACAGCUCUCAAUUUUUGUCCCAGGCCAUUUGUCAAAUUUCCAAGUUUGCUCACCCUCUUUAACAUACAAUACACACUUACUCUAAACAUUGAUUUAGACACGUAUACACACACACAAUAGCUCAACUCAGUUGGUGGGCUGGGUUGGGGUCUGGGGGUAAUUUCGAGACAACUAUGUAGAAUAUAGUUAGCCAGUCUGAGACUACAGACGAGGGUUAACCGUCUGGUAAGCACAGUGCCCUUCUCCAGAGGUAGCCUACAGUUUGAAGCCAUUGCUUUUCCAAGUAAACGGUAGUGGGCAGAGGCAUUGCAGCCUAAUCUCCUUCUUGCACUUAGAGUGCCACCAUGUACAGCUCAGCACAGAGGCUCCAAUUGCAGGAGAAAGACAGGCCUGCCUUGGCUGACCUGCAUGACUUGUCCGUUUUUAAAUGUAAGCGCGGCACCCAUUUGUACCUCUGCUGCUCAGUUCCAUGCAUGCGUCUUGACUUAUGCUUCUUGUGAAUUUUUUAGUUUUCCCUCUGGAUCAAGUUUUUUGUUUUUUUUAAUGAUGUUUUGUACUUCAGAUAAAGAAUAAUCACUAUAAUUAGUUUAUUUUUGUAUGAAUUAAGAAGACAGAAAUAUUGAUUGAUAUCCUUUAAUCCCUUCGCACUACUUGGUGUAGUCUGAUCACUGUUGUCUAUUAAGCUGUAGGUUUUGGACUGGUCUAUGGACUGAAGGAUUACUUGGACUGGUGAAAGUUAUUGUGACUUACUGUGUUAAAUUCACGUGGGCUGCGGGUUUGAAGAUGGAGUGCAUAUUAAUGUGCCAUUAAGAAAGGCUUUAUGCAUGUUGGAUGUCCAAAUAAGUAUUUUCAGGUAUGUGUCACUGUGGAAUCAUAAUGGUCAUUCGUUUUUGUAUUUGGGUUACUGUAACCGAUAUUGACUGGAAUGGAUUUGGGUGCUUCUGAGUUUAAGCUAGUUAAUUUGCGCUAAUUGUUUUAACUCCGGUGUGGAUCUGUGUGCAUCUGUUUGUUUGCCAUGGCUGUGUUUUCAAAGAAAUUGCACUGAGUAAAAGAUCAUUUUAUUAUUAAUAGCCCAUUGUACAUUGAGAAUGGGAAAGGCAUUAUCUGUUUGCUUCAGUUUGACUGAAGAAAUGCUCUUAACCGCACGUUCACUGAGUAUCAGGUUUAUUGACUAGACAGGGUUGCUGACUUGAAAUAUUUUAUGAAACAAUAUUUUCUCUCUUUGAUUGUGCGUAAGUUCUUUAUGCAGGAAACAAACAAAAUUGUUAAGUGAGUUGUGUUAGUGGGUAUCAUUGGAUGGAAUUACUGGGUAAUGUCAGCUCAGGGCAUUGGAGACAGUAUUUCAAAUAAACGGCAUUUCCAGCGUUUGUACUGUAUUUAGUCAAUGUGGCAUUCUUUGUUGAUAUUUUGGGAGGUAAAGUAUUUUUUCUUCUGUCUGUAGCACAUGGCUACGUGAAUACUUGAUUGACGAGAUACCAAUUGUGAGCCAUUUGAUCGUAAUAAGUUAGCAUUAAGAGUAUCAAUUGAGUCUCAUUUACUAGUAAGGCUACCAAUAAGCACUAUUGCAGACUGCAAUAAAGGUAAUUAGCUCUACUGGUGUUGUGAGGGUCACUUCCUCAUGUCCUUGUUGAAUACUUAGAUUUUCUUAUGUUUGUUUUGUGGACAGUUUAUAAUGGCUGUCACUUAUAAUAGCUGUUGUGAAAAUGUGUCAUGACAUGAGGAACAAGAGUAGCCUACUACUAGCCUAAUGUUUAGGUAUGGUUAAGAUGUAAAAUGCUCAAUAGGAGAAGCAACACGUGAUACCCCUAACCCCAUACCGCCAUUACUGUCUUGGCAUUAGAACAUCACGGCUCAGUUACGGUACAAAUGUAAUUGUUGCCACAGAUCGGCUCUUAUUUGAUAUAUAUAUAUAUAUAUAUAUAUAUAUAUACACAUACAUACAAAUA